AUGGCCCGCACGAAGCAAACCGCCCGCAAGGUCAGCUCGCUCUGUCGCCUCGUCCCAUGGCUAGCUCAUCCUCCCAUAGUCCACCGGAGGCAAAGCCCCUCGCAAGCAGGCAUGUCGCUUCCUCGCCGUUGCCACCUCGUCUCACACAGCUCACCAUCACAACCUCAGCUGGCGUCCAAGUCCGCCGCCCGCAAGACUGCCCAGCAAGCUGCUGGCGGCGUGAAGAAGCCCCACCGCUUCCGACCCGGAACCGUCGCCCUGCGCGAGAUUCGUCGUUACCAGAAGUCGACCGAACUACUCAUCCGCAAGCUUCCGUUCCAGCGUCUCGUCCGUGAAAUCGCCCAGGACUUCAAGACCGACCUUCGGUUCCAGUCGUCGGCAGUGAUGGCCCUACAGGAGGCCGCCGAGGCUUAUCUCGUGUCGCUGUUCGAGGACACCAACUUGGCUGCCAUUCACGCCAAACGCGUCACCAUACAGCCAAAAGAUCUCGCCCUUGCUCGCCGACUGCGCGGAGAACGUGCUUAA
Molecule: messenger RNA, 525 nt
Organism: Mycena citricolor
Lineage: Eukaryota; Fungi; Basidiomycota; Agaricomycetes; Agaricales; Mycenaceae
Source: the annotation of a GenBank genome assembly